Acanthosepion pharaonis is the source of this 960-nucleotide messenger RNA. The record is from the annotation of a GenBank genome assembly. Lineage: Eukaryota; Metazoa; Mollusca; Cephalopoda; Sepiida; Sepiidae.
AUGCUUUAUUCUUUCUUUCUUUACAGUUCUAUGCUUUACUCUUUCUUUCUUUACUGUUCUAUUCUUUACUCUUUCUUUCUUUACUGUUCUAUUCUUUACUCUUCUAUGCUUUACGCUUUCUUUCUUUACUGUUCUAUGCUUUACUCUUUCCUUCUUUACUCUUCUAUGCUUUACUCUUUCUUUCUUUCUUUACUGUUCUAUGCUUUACUCUUUCCUUCUUUACUCUUCUAUGCUUUACUCUUUCUUUCUUUCUUUACUGUUCUAUGCUUUACUCUUUCUUUCUUUACUGUUCUAUGCUUUACUCUUUCCUUCUUUACUCUUCUAUGCUUUACUCUUUCUUUCUUUCUUUACUGUUCUAUGCUUUACUCUUUCUUUCUUUACUGUUCUAUGCUUUACUCUUUUUUCUUUCUUUUACUGUUCUAUUCUUUACUCUUUCUUUCUUUCUUUACUGUUCUAUGCUUUACUCUUUCUUUCUUUCUUUACUGUUCUAUGCUUUACUCUUUCUUUCUUUACUGUUCUAUGCUUUACUCUUUCUUUCUUUACUGUUCUAUUCUUUACUCUUUCUUUCUUUACUGUUCUAUUCUUUACUCUUUCCUUCUUUACUCUUCUAUGCUUUACUCUUUCUUUCUUUACUGUUCUAUUCUUUACUCUUUCUUUCUUUACUGUUAUAUUCUUUGCUCUUUCUUUCUUUACUCUUCUAUUCUUUACUCUUUCCUUCUUUACUCUUCUAUUCUUUACUCUUUCCUUCUUUACUCUUCUAUUCUUUACUCUUUUUUUCUUUACUGUUCUAUUCUUUACUCUUUCUUUCUUUACUCUUCUAUGCUUUACUCUUUCCUUCUUUACUCUUCUAUUCUUUACUCUUUCCUUCUUUACUGUUCUCUGCUUUAUUCUUUCUUUCUUUACAGUUCUAUGCUUUACUCUUUCUUUUUUACCACUACUUUUUCUUCUCUAAUCAUAUGA